AUGCAAGCAGAAUCGGACGGCACGCAGUCUCCCGCAUACCACCCCCUCUUCUCUUCAUCCGACGGCGACACUGUCUUGGGCUCGAAGGACCGUACCCUCUUCCGCGUACAUUCGUAUACGCUAAAAACGACCUCGGGAUGGUUCCGCACCAUGUUCACCCUGCCGACCGGGGGCGAGCCCGAAUCGCCCGCGAGCCACAUCUACCUCGACGAGGACAGCACCACCCUCGAGGGGCUUCUGCGUUUGGCCUGUGGUCUGCCCAUCCCGUCACUGGACUCGUACGACGUCAUAGAGGCUAUUCUACUUGCUGCUGAGAAGUAUGAUAUGCCAGGUCCAAUGUCGAUCGUACGCGCCCUCAUUGCGACGCCGCCGUUCGUCGCGGACCCGCUCCGUCUGUACGUCGUUACCUGUCGCUAUGGGUGGGCCGACGAAGCGCGCAUGGCCUCACAGCACACGCUUACACUCAGUUUGCACGAGCCCGAGCACCGCAUGCAGCUGAUGAAGCUCUCACCGCUUGCGCUUCUCAGCCUCUUCGAAUUGCAUCGCGGGCGGCGCGAAGCGCUCCGUCGCAGGCUUGAUGACCCGCCAUUCGUCAAUGCGGGCGGUGAUACACUAUGCAGCAACUGUGGCAAUGUCGUUGACUACCAUACCUGGCGCGAGCUCAAGUAUGCCAUCAUUCUGGAGAUGGAUGUACGACCACUGGGCGAUACAGUGUGCAACAAAGGUUUGCUGGAGUGGCCUGCGGCGCGAGCGUGCUGGGAUGCUCGAUGUGUGACCUGUGACCGGCCGCUUUACGACCAGAAGGAGACCCUGCGUGUCAUUCGGGAAUGCAUCGACCAGCUGCCCCGAACGAUCGAUCCAGAUCCAGCCUUGCCCAUAAUCGCAUCAUGAAGAUCUGCAUUUUCGGUUCCCUCUGUGUAUAAUGUAUAAUCAAAACCACCUUCUCAUUGCGCUUUUCCCGGAGUAUUCUCCCGUAAGGCCUUACCCAGCAUCACAUUAUUCCCACGGACUAUAUCCACCGCAUAUCCUCUGCAUUGAUACAUGUAAUGGUACAUAUAUCUCGAUAUCACAAGCACCAUUGGUCUUGAGCUUGA
Postia placenta MAD-698-R-SB12 is the source of this 1094-nucleotide messenger RNA. RefSeq lists its product as hypothetical. Bases 1 to 891 code for a protein of 296 amino acids. The record is from RefSeq and is a predicted model, not a curated record. Gene Ontology annotation, molecular function: protein binding. The transcript is spliced from 2 exons. Lineage: Eukaryota; Fungi; Basidiomycota; Agaricomycetes; Polyporales; Adustoporiaceae.